AUGGAUGAGAAUUUAAAAGGGAAUUACAUUGAUUCGGAUGCUGAAAACAAGAAAAACGCUGGUAACUUUCCUCCAUCAAGAAAUAGAGUAAGUUAUAACUACUGGAAACAAUCUUUAGUUAACGAUUUAAUUUAUUGAUAUGAUAUACAAAUUUACUGUGUUAAUUUUUUUCAAGAUUUUAAUCUUUUUAGCCACUAAUGGUUGACGAUGCGCUACAGUAUUUGGAGCAGGUGAGGCAACAGUUUGCCGAUAACCCUGAGGUGUAUAGCAAUUUCCUUGAAGUUAUGAAGGACUUCAAGUCUCAAGAGUACGUUUUUUUAAUAUUUUUUUAGUCAACAAUUUUAUUUUUCUGCUGUGAAAUUAAUUAGUUCUUUCAAUGUGCUUUUAAAAACAAUGUUUUUUCUUAUGUAAAUAUACAUUAUAAAUAUUGUUUUUAGCUUAAACUCGUGACAUUAUUAGUAUUUUCAACCAGUUUCAUUUUUUUAGAAUUGAUACUCAAGGGGUGAUACGACGGGUGAGUCAACUAUUCGUUGACCAUCCUAAUCUUAUAACUGGUUUUAAUACGUUUCUUCCGAAUGGAUAUGAAGUACAAGUUCAUGGGAACAUGCUGAGGAUAAUAGAGCCGACAGGCGUCAUUAACUUACCAAUGGCAAACAGUCAAAGUAAGUUUUGAAAAAUAUAUUUAUUCCGCUUCCUAGGCAACGAAACUCAAAAUGUGGGAAACGCGAUUAAUUUAUCAAACGAACCUAAUGGAACCUUGACUCUGCUCAAAGUCAAUGUCAACUCGGAUGCUCUUAUGAAUAGUGAGGACACAUUGGAUCAGGCUUUUUCUGUUUUGAACAAAAUCAAGGUAAAUUUUGGAGAUCAAGGUUGAUUUAAAUGUUAAAAUUCAAAAUUAUUUUUGAACUUAAUUUUCAGGAAAGAUACAGUGCUCAGCCUGAUGUAUAUCAACAAUUUCUUGUGCUCUUGACUAGCUAUCAGAACAGUGUUCGUAAUGAUGUAGGUAUUUUUAAUUUUUAGGUAACAUUUUUUUGACUUUAUUUCAAUUUCAUUAUUUUAGAGCGAUGACAGGCAUGAACUGUACAAUAAAGUUGUUGUGCUAUUCAAAAACGAUCAAGAUUUGCUUGAAGAGUUCAAAGCAUUCAUUCCUACAGUUUUUAAUGAGUAUAAUGAAGCCAACGAUCUGAAAAGCCGGAAGAUAAAGUCCGAAACCAUAAAAGUAAUUUUUUAUUUUUAAAUAUUUUUAAAAUUCGUUCUGUAUUAUCUGUGAAAUGUCUAUUUUUAGAAAAAGAAACACUCACUUGCCAUGCGACAUUCUACACAAUGUCCUUUGACACCAAAACAGAUAUUAUUCUUCGAAAAAGUAAGUUAUUACUAUGUAAGACAUGACUUUUUUGUUUAGUUGAACCGUCUAAAGAUCGCAUUGGAAAAGCCGUCUGUUUUGAACGCGUUCUUUCAUUCGAUGGAGUUGUACAAUCACAAUCAGAUUACUAGAAAUGACGUUUUCUGUGUGUUGGCACCGUUCUUCCGGCACAGUCCGUUCUUGUUGAGGAAUUUGAAAGAAAUCUUUGACCAAUGUGAAGCCGAAGCUAAGGUCGGUAGCAAGAAGCUGCCUGUCGAUAUCAGCUUGCUUGGUGCUGAAGAUGCUGACUUCGAUUAUAUAACGACACGAAGGAUGGGUCAGAGCUACAGAGAACAGGCCCCAGAAAAGCGGGAUGCUACAUGUAGUGGAAGGAAGGUGAGACACAGGAUGGUGCUGAACGAUAAAUGGAUGGCGUUUGCUUCGUGGCAGUCGGAGGACUCUGCUGCUGUAUCUUCGAAGAAAACCCCGUUUGAAGAAACUUUGUGGAGGAUAGAAGACGAACGAUUCGACUACGACAUCUGCGAAUCGAUCCUACAAGCAUCGUGUGGAAUAUUGAGUAUCAUUCAGUCGAAGAUCGCUGUUAUGGAACCAAGAGAACGGAAAAGGUUCAAGUUGGAUCAGAAUUAUGGUUGUGACAAGACACCGACUUUGAUUCCAAGAUGUAUAAAACGAGUUUAUGGGUGAGUAGCUGUUAAUUGUAUUCCUUUACAGUUAAAACGUGUUUGAAAUUAUAUUUUUUAAUGAGCUUUAACUUUUUUUUACCAAAUCUUUUUAUUUUAAGUGAACAUGCUUCAAAGAUAUUGUCGGCUUUGAGGAAUGCUCCUGAAGAUUCUGUAGCCUGUGUCCUCAAACGGUUGGAAUUGACAUUAGAGCAGAUGAGGAAGGAUAAGGUCGUUAAGAGCGAACGAUGGGCUGAACAAACGCGAGCUUGUUUGAGUCGGUCAUUGGACAGUCAGGCUAAUUUCUUCAGAAAUAAUGACACAAAAGUCCUCAGAUGCAGGUCUAUCAUUCAAGAUAUCGAGAAGGUGUUCGAAGAUGUAAGUUUCUAUUUUAAUUUGACUUGAGUCUGGGCAAUAAAUUAAUUGGAUAUUUAUUACGACUAAUUUCAGAGGAGUCGUGUGAUGGAGGAUAUGACAUACGCCGAUGGAGCGUUUCCUCCACUGAUUACCUUGACUUACCCAUCGGAUAUGUCUGUCUUCUUUGACGCUCAUUACCUGAUCGAAUGCACUUUGUUGGGCCAACAUUUGUCUCUGGAAGAGUUGAGUAACGCCAGGUUCUUUUUGAAAUUCUUGUUACCUAAUUUGUUGUGUUUAAACAUUCUUCACAACCAAGAAGUGGUAUCUGGUAUGUUGAUAGAUGUCGAGAAGGAUGAGAAAUGCCCUAUAUCUUAUGCAACACAGUUGAAUGUUGGUGAUUUUGAAAGAUACAUCAAGAGUUUCAUCCCUGAGAAAGACGAGAAUGUAAGUCUGCCAAGUUUUUAAAAAUUUUAUUACUAAUUUACUAAGAAUGUGACAGUACGUAUUAAAAGUUGAAAUAAUACAUGUUUGCAGAAGGAGAAAACGUGGAGUUACUUGUUGAAGAGAUGUUUGUACUAUGGGACUAACAACUUUGUAUUGUUCAUGAGACUUCACAAUAUUUUGUGUGAACGGUUGGCUGCUGUGAAGACGUUGUGUCGUAGGAAGAAGGCAGAGUAUGAACACGAGAUAUCACUCGCCAACGAAAAGGAAGAUCUCUAUAGAGCACAUGGUGACAUUCAGGGAGAAUCUCACAGCGUUCCGAGGAAUACAUCCAGGAAUCCGUCAAAGUUCUACAACGACAUGUUGGACAUGGUCAAGAUGUUGAUGGACACCAACAUCGACCAGGUGGCCUACGAGGACGUGAUGCGUAGUAUGUUUGGGAUCGAAGCUUUCCCCCUGUAUACCAUGGACAAGCUGUUGUCAGGCCUGAACCGAUACCUGAUUAACUUACUACAAGAACCAACAGCCGUGGUCACAUUCAACUUGUUCAAAGCGUUUAUACGACGACGUUUGGUGACAGGAAGUGAAAUGGUCGCAGCCGAGGAGUCGCACUAUGAAUUCAUGUCUUCUGCGGUACGUUUAGUGGCUUUUUUUCAGUAUCUUUACGUUUUGUUUUAUAUUUUUCAAUUUUUUCUGGUUUUAUAAGAGAUUAAGGCAAAAAUACCGUAGAUUGUUUUAGGCGUUAAGUGGAAGUAAUUGUAUCAAGACCCGAACUGUAGUCACAGACAGACCGAUUGUAUGCUUUGAGAUGAUAGAAACCCCCAAUGUAUGUGAAUGGUACCACUUGUACUCAAUGAAUAUAAAUGGAAAGCGAGUGAAACAGAAAGAAGACGCAGUUGCUCGUUUAACUGUAAGUUAUCCACAGUAUUAUACGUAAAACAUUACUAUUUAAAUAUCAAGAUGUUGGCAAUUUGCAGUUUCUAGAAACACCUUUUAAAUUUCAAAGUUUUAGUAUCUGGACGAGGCUCGAGGAGUUUUACCGAAUUCAAAGGAUCGUCUCUUUUUGGCCCGUAAUCUGAAGAAAGGGGCAAGAAGGAUGAAUUCGUAUGCUGCGGUGGGAGACGACCUGAUAGAAGAAGAACAAGACGAUUCGAGGGAAUCAACUCCCGACGAUGAAGAUGAGGAAGAAAUGGAAGGAGUUGAGGAAUCUGGAAAACCUUCAACCAGCGAAUCGUAUGGUACAAAGGCGAAGAAAGCAAGGAUAGAGAAGGAAAUGCCAGCUAUUGAUGAUACGUCUACUACUUCCUUCCUCGUGUGUAACGAUCUCAGGUUGUACCCAGUUAACACAUCUUUUGGUUUCUACACAACAUACGAUGGAACUUCUAAUAUAUUAUUGCGCCGAGGGGCUCCUUAUAGAGCAAGAAAUGUAAGUUAAUUGCUUUUAUAACAUUCUGUAUUUAGACAACGGUCAACUCGAUUAGAUCGCGCCAUAGAGCAUUUCUGAAUCUACUCUCGGUAAACGACCAAUAUCCUUUCGCACUGGGCCAGGAUUGCCAAGUCUGCUUACGACCUCACAGCUUAAUUCCAGAUCUUACACAUAAUGUAUACAUACGUAAGAGUUAA
Messenger RNA from Bursaphelenchus okinawaensis, 4443 nucleotides. Lineage: Eukaryota; Metazoa; Nematoda; Chromadorea; Rhabditida; Aphelenchoididae. The record is from the annotation of a GenBank genome assembly.